Molecule: messenger RNA, 2426 nt
Organism: Gadus macrocephalus (Pacific cod)
Lineage: Eukaryota; Metazoa; Chordata; Actinopteri; Gadiformes; Gadidae
Gene: slc25a39
Product: solute carrier family 25 member 39
Exons: 12
Coding region: 191-1261 (356 amino acids)
Biological process (GO): mitochondrial transmembrane transport
Source: RefSeq, a predicted model, not a curated record
ACCGCGUGGUAUCGCGAGAGUGAAGUGUUGCAAAACAAGUUGUCUGUGUUGAACGUCGGAUGACAUUAAUGAGUGAACCACGGAGGCAGCGUGCUAAAUAUCAUUCAAUAUUAGCACUCGGCAGUGCUAAUACGAUGGGUGAAAGCACGUUUUCUUCACAACGAUACUCUCAGUGAAAGGGCAGGUAGCCAUGAUGGGUGAGCGUGCUGGGAGCGGCCCUGUAACUGGGAUCUCCCCAGUGCAGCAGAUGCUGGCGUCUGGCACAGGGGCUCUCCUCACCUCUCUGCUCGUCACCCCUCUGGACGUGGUGAAGAUCCGGCUGCAGGCUCAGCAGAAGCCCCUCUCCCAGGCCUGCGAUAGAGCCCGUAGGGGUUGUGUCGCCCGUCCCUCCAAGUGGAAGUGCUUCCUGUAUUGCAACGGCCUGAUGGAUCACAUCUACGUGUGUCGAAAUGGGAGCAGCUGCACCAGCCUGUACAGGACACAGACGCACUUCAACGGCACCCUGGACGCCUUCGUGAAGAUCACCCGCCGGGAAGGAGCCCGGGCCUUAUGGAGCGGCCUGCCACCGACACUGGUGAUGGCGGUGCCCGCGACGGUCAUCUACUUCACGUGUUACGACCAGCUGAGGGACGGCCUCCAUUACAGCCUGGGUCUCCAUGGCAGCCACAUCCCGCUCAUCGCCGGCGGCCUCGCUCGACUGGGCGCCGUCACAGUGAUCAGCCCUCUGGAGCUGGUGCGGACCAAGAUGCAGUCCAGGAAGCUGACGUACCGCGAGCUCAACGUGUGCAUCCGUUCGGCCGUGGCGCAGAGCGGCUGGCUGUCGCUUUGGAAGGGCUGGGGGCCCACCGUACUCAGGGACGUCCCCUUCUCAGCACUGUACUGGUUCAACUACGAGCUGGUGAAGGAAUGGCUCCACGAGCAGCACUUCAUCUCCCAGACGGACUUCUCCAUCAGCUUCACAGCGGGAGCCAUCUCUGGAGCGGUGGCGGCUGUCCUCACCCUGCCGUUUGACGUGGUGAAGACGCGCCGACAGAUCCAACUGGGGGAGAUGGAGACGCUGGGAGUUCCCCUGAAGAGGUCCAGCGCCACCUGGCACAUACUGAAGGACAUCUGGGCGGAGUCAGGACACCGCGGCCUCUUCGCCGGGUUCCUCCCCCGGGUGAUCAAGGUGGCCCCGGCCUGCGCCAUCAUGAUCAGCAGCUACGAGUUUGGAAAGGCCUUCUUCCAGGAGAUGAACCUCAGAGAGAAGCGGCGCCCCUGAAGGGCUCCCCUGCUGGCCACAGCGCCCCCUGGUGGCCAUAGGUGGCUCCAACUCCCCUGCAGUCCCUGUCCAAGCCGCUUGUCCCAAUGCUUCACUUCAUCUGGUUGAGGACCAGGAUUGGCUGGAAUGGCUUUGAUUUGAACAGCGUGUGCAAAGCCGCCUUAGCCUGAUCUGUCUAUCUGCACUUCUUUCCUUUUUAUACGGGCGGAACUACGCCAUGCCCUGGUGGGUGAUGGACCGGAGAUAAAAAUGUGAAACACAUUUCCACGUGGUGUUUUGAUGAGCCAAAAGAAUCUGUGUGAUACUUUGGAAACAUCUGCUAGGUUUAUUUAAAGAUGUUUUACAAAGCAGGUAAUUACGCCUGCUUGAGCACACUUCCCGCUAUAAAUAAUAAACAUAAAAUGUGAAAAGUGAAAUUUUUUAACAGACUGCGACCGUUAUGGGUUUAGUCGUGUUAAUUACCAAAUGAUGAACACUGAAUUUGCAUAACUCAUGUAGCAUGAAUUGAUAAUGCGCCAUGUCUUUUGAAACGCUGUUUAAAUGACAUUCAACUGCAUUCACACAACAGACUGCGUUAAGAAUCCUUUAUGACAAAGUAUAAUGUACCAAUAUUGUAAGAAUAAGAGUUUUCUUAUGGCAUUCAGUAUGAUUUUUUUUUAACAUAACAUUGAAUCAAUCUUCAUUGUUUCAUUAAAUUAUUUCACAUUUCAUUGUUUUAAACUGAACAAUCUAAUUGUUUGGUCAAUGGAUUUGAUCAUUUCCAACAUAAGCUGUUAAAUGAAGAAUAUAUAUAUAUAUACACACACACCAUGUAAUUAAUUAAAAGUCUAUAUCAACCUCGGGUGCAUAAGAAUAGAAUAAUGUCCUGGGUAUUUACCAGGUAUCCCAUUUCUGUUGUCAUGGAUACACUAAUGUCAGGGUGACUGAGAUAAAUAUUACAUUGAUUAUUUAACCAUUAUUUCAAUGUUAAUUCUCAGAAUUUAACUAUGGCACACUUUUACGAAAUCUGAGAACUAGUGGUUUACUUUAGUUGUUUAUUUUGUUUAGUUUUCAUUUAAAUCAAAGUAAGGUCCAGAGUUCGGUAUUCAAAAGUUCUGAAGACCACAAAAUAAACGUCUUGCCUUAUAAUAGUGUAUUUUCUUGUCCAAUAAAUGGUCAAAGCUUA